UCGGUUCGGCGGGAUGUCCUGAAAACAGACAUGCGCAGAAGUACACACGUGUUUCUUUCGGAGAGUCGCACUGUGAAGAUGGCGGACGGAGAGAUUUCCUCAGCGAAGAAACACAAGAAGAGGAAGGAAAAGAAAUUAUCGGAUGAUGAAGUUGGGGACAUCCAGGAAAGUGGCGAGUUCCUCAUCAAGCCCGAGUCCAAGGUCGCCAGCCUGGACACAUCUCAGUGGCCUCUGCUGCUGAAGAACUUUGACAAGCUGAACAUUAGAACGGCACAUUACACCCCUCUGCCCAACGGGUCAAACCCUCUGAAGAGGACCAUUCAGGACUAUGUCAGGUCGGGGUUCAUUAACCUGGACAAGCCGGCGAACCCGUCUUCUCACGAGGUGGUGGCGUGGAUCCGGCGCAUCCUGCGCGUGGAGAAGACGGGGCACAGCGGCACGCUGGACCCCAAGGUCACGGGCUGCCUGAUCGUGUGCGUGGACCGCGCCACGCGCCUCGUCAAGUCCCAGCAGAGCGCAGGCAAAGAGUAUGUGGGGAUUGUUCGGCUGCACAACGCUCUAGAGAGCGAGCACCAGUUGGCGAGGUGUCUGGAGACCCUGACGGGGGCGCUGUUCCAGAGACCGCCCCUGAUCGCUGCGGUGAAGAGGCAGCUGAGGGUGCGAACUAUCUACGAGAGCAAACUCAUCGAGUACGACCCCGAGAGGAGGCUGGGGAUCUUCUGGGUGAGCUGCGAGGCGGGGACCUACAUCCGCACGCUGUGCGUGCACAUGGGCCUCCUGCUGGGCGUGGGCGGGCAGAUGCAGGAGCUGAGGAGGGUCCGGUCCGGGGUGCUGGGGGAGCGGGACAACAUGGUGACGAUGCACGACGUGCUGGACGCCCAGUGGCAGUUUGACCACAACAAGGACGAGACCUACCUGCGCCGGGUCGUCUACCCGCUGGAGAAGCUGCUGGUGUCCCACAAGAGGAUCGUCAUGAAGGACAGCGCGGUGAACGCCAUCUGCUACGGCGCCAAGAUCAUGCUCCCCGGCGUCCUGCGGUACGAGGACGGCAUCGAGAUCAACCAGGAGAUCGUCAUCAUCACCACCAAGGGCGAGGCCGUCUGUCUGGCCAUCGCCCUGAUGACCACGGCGGUGAUCUCCACCUGUGACCACGGCGUCGUGGCCAAGAUCAAGAGGGUCAUAAUGGAGCGGGACACCUACCCCCGCAAGUGGGGCCUGGGCCCCAAGGCCAGUCAGAAGAAGAUGAUGAUCCAGAAGGGCCUGCUGGACAAGCACGGGAAGCCCAACGGCAGCACGCCCGCCACCUGGAAGGAGGGAUACGUGGACUACGGCACGUCAAAGCCAGCUGCUCCUGAACAGGCUGCACAGCCCACCAAGAGGAAGCGGGAGGCCAGUGGAAGUGACAGUGACGUGCCCGCCCCCUCGGUGCCCGGCACGCCCAGCACGCCGAAGCCUGACGGCGAGGCCAAGAAGGAGAAGAAGAAAAAGAAGAAAGAGAAGAAGCUGAAGGCCUCUGAGGAGGGAGAGGAGGCCGCUGAACCAGCGGCUGAGGCUGAGGCAGAGACCACAAUGGAGACCGGGGAGAGUGCCAAGAAGAAGAAAAAGAAGAAGAAACAGAAGGAGGCGGAGGAGGCAGAGUGAGGUCAUGUGACCGGCCGCGGCAUAGCGGAACGUUCUGGACUGUUGGCCUCCGUGAGGACUGAGCGGCGUGUCUGCAGAGCUGUGGACCCCCCCCUCCCCGCCCCGCCCCGCCCGUAAGCCUGGUUUAUACUCCGUCGCUCAACGUUUCCGACGGCAGAAUGAAAGUGCCACGCCACGUUUUGCGUUUGACUCCGGCGAAGGCUUACAGAGAGACUUCUGUUCCUAUAGUAACGGGACGCCCGGCUGUUGGAUGUCGACGCCCGUGUAGACCGCUCAUUCCUCCAUCUGGCUGUCCGAUCACGCUGAUGCUGUCCAACGUCACAACGUGUGCGAAACUGACUGACACUAUCCCGUUGAUGAUUUGACGUUCUUCUUUCGAAGUAUAAAUCGGGCUUUACGCUUUCAGCUGUUUGUAUCAGCCCCCCUCCCCCCCGGCACUGUAUGCUUGUCGACGGUUACGACCGAAGCAAACUGUACAAUACGGCUUUUUGGUUGUUUUUUUUUGUUUUUUUUACUUGUUUUGAUCUUUUAAAAGUUCUCCCCCCUGGCAUAAAUCUGUGAUAUACUUGAUUUAGUUUCUUGGGAGGGGGGUACACCCUACUGUAAUGGGUGGAGACAUGUUGAUGGUGCAAUGUCUUAUUUUUGUACUGUAAAUAAGUGGCAGUGACUUGUAAGUGGGGAGAAGUGUAAUCAUGAAUAUUAUUCCAACAAUGAAUUUUUUUUUCUA
Conger conger (European conger) is the source of this 2368-nucleotide messenger RNA. RefSeq names its product dyskeratosis congenita 1, dyskerin (gene dkc1). Gene Ontology annotation, cellular component: box H/ACA snoRNP complex. Gene Ontology annotation, molecular function: RNA binding; pseudouridine synthase activity. The coding region runs from base 31 to 1641 and encodes 536 amino acids. Gene Ontology annotation, biological process: mRNA pseudouridine synthesis; box H/ACA sno(s)RNA 3'-end processing; snRNA pseudouridine synthesis. NCBI's taxonomy places the organism in Eukaryota, Metazoa, Chordata, Actinopteri, Anguilliformes, Congridae. The transcript is spliced from 15 exons. The record is from RefSeq and is a predicted model, not a curated record.